GGGGGGGCUGACCAUAAAAAAAAAAACAAUCAUAUGAUAAUUUUUACGUUUUUGUACACGGUUUUUGAAAAAAGUGGGGCACUUGGUUCAUCUAUUUGAAAUGUUUUAGUUCCCCCCCCCCCCCCGUAGUUACGCCACUGGUACUUGGUAUAUGCAAAGCUGGCUGCUGACCCAUCUGAAAUAUCUCUUGUUAUAAAAAUUAUAUCAUAUUAAAGCUUAGAUCUUCAGCUUUAUCAUAAUUUAAAAAUCAUUUGGGCUCAAACAGAAAUUUAAGUGUAAAAACAACAACUUUUGUUGCAUGAAAAUAAUUAUUUUGUUUCAUGUUUUAGAUCAAAAGUUUAUUCUAUAUUACAACAUAAAAAAAUCCAAACACAUGACCUGAAAGAAUGAUUUAUCUUCUUUAUAAAGAUACCAAAAACAUGAAAUUUGGCAAAUAUUUAGAGCAGCAAUGGCAGAAUAAAGAGAGGUGUUUUGGUCCGCACCAAGCUCAUUAACAAUGCAAAAACACUCUAGCCAUGAAUAUCACUUGGAUAAAAGAAGCUACUUUUUCAGGGCUUGCCGACUGACUGAGUAUAGGCUUUGUCUUGGACCUUUUUCAUCAUUUCAGUGGUAGUAGUAAUGAAUAAUAAUAUUUUUUUUACAUAGAUUUGUACCAUCUAAUCUAACUUUGAGUGUUGUUGUUUUUAAUUCAUUUGACAGGCAAGGAACAUCAGAUGAGAUGAGAGGUUGAUUUUGAUAGAUGAGGGUACCAGGGCCAUUCUACAUCUUAUCUCUUCUCUGUCAUCCCUAUUAUUCCUGCAUUUCUCAUCGACUUGAUACAUGUAUACAACUAAUCCAAAGAAGCACUAGAGGGACCAUCAGAUGAUAACACCCCUCAAGGUCACAUGUUCACUGGAAAUUAACAAUUCCUUUGACUCUAAAAGUUAGAGCACAAGACAAGAACUUGAUUAUUUACAUCAGCCACACAACAAAAGGCUCUAAACUUUGGAUGUUACAAUCACAAGGCUCUUACCGGCUUGUUCUUGUUGCAGUAACCAAGAAGGGUGUUAGGUUGUUGAGGAGAGGAAUAAAGAAUCAUUCUGAUAAGAUGGCUGAAGGAUCCAGUAUGAGUCAUCGUGAGAAGGAUGGAGAGCUAUUAUAUCCAGUUGUUGACACUUAUGGACCAAUAACAGUACGAGGUAGUGAAUUAGAACCAGGCAAGAAGAAGAAAUGGUGUACUUGUGGCCUCAGCAAAAAAGCCCCUUGGUGUGAUGGUGCUCACAAGAAGACUGGUUUCCGUUCCCUUAAGUGGGAGGUCCCUGAGAAGCCACAGUCAAUAUAUCAGAUAUGUAACUGCAAGUACACCAAGUCUCCCCCUUACUGUGAUGGGACCCAUACCAAUCUUCCUGAAGAGGUCCUAGAGAGACAGAAGAACUGUCCUAACAAGCCAAACCACGAACAAUGUCUCAAGAUGUGCACCGGGUGCGGAAUUAAGGUGGACUUUUGAUGCUGGCUUCACAGACAUAGGGAUAUUUCAUUCUAGCCAGGACUUCUAAGCGAUUGACUACCAACUUUCAAACUUCCUCUAGGCUUUGUGAAGGUACUACCUUGUUCUGAAAGACAACAAGUUAACAUGUUACAACUGAAUUCUGUGUUUCCCGUAGGGUUUGUACAGGAACACCAGGUUCCAGUUGGCUACAGUUUAAUCUGUUGUAUACUGAAUUCUGUGAUUCCCCAUGGCUAUGUACAACUACCAACCAGUUCCAGCAGGCGAUGGGUUAACAUACACGUGCACUACUGAAUUCUGUGAUUUCAUAGUCUUUGAACAGGGAUAUCUUUCAGUAGGUACUUGUAACAGGUUGACCCAUCGACUAAUGAAUUCUACAACUCCUAAAGAGUUUGUACAGGUAUCAUUUGUUCCAAGAAGCAUCAAGGUACCUUUGCCUUUUAAAUUUCUUAUUCUGUUUUUUCAAAGGUUUAUAGAGUUGAAUUAGGAUUGAUUAUGUGGUUUGAUAUGGAUAGCUGAGCAUUGACUAUAUCAUCUCCUUUCCCAAAUGGUCCCGAGGCCAAAUUAAAAUUGAUGAAAUUAUUUUUUGGUAUAUUUGAGCAGUACUGACAAAUACCCAAAACUUCACAAAUUUUCACUUCUUUAAAUUAAUUGUCUGACUUGAUUCUUUAGAUAUUGCACGAUCAUGGUAUUAGUAUUUGGAUUUAAAUCACAUUCUUUUUAUAGCCUCAAAACAAAUGCCGGAAUUAAACGCUUUUAUUUCAAAUUUGUUUGUGCUCUCUGAAGCGCUUCAGGGAUAGUUAAUAGUUUAUGAAAAUGGUAACACAUACUUUGCUUAUACAGAUUAUUAUGACCAAAAAAAAAUUAAUGUGGAACCUUGCUUACAGAAACAAUUUCCAUUAGUGCACGUAUAGCUUAUUAUUAAUGUUGUCAUUGAAGUUUUUAAUCAUAUCCGCAUACAAUAUGCAGGGCAGUUGCAAUGUUUUGCAAGCCAUGAUUUUCUCAUCAUGGGAGAUAACAAUUUAGCAUACAGUAGGUGUGGAGACAAGCAAAUCAGAUUAAUACCUUGCCAAAGGAUGCUAGUGAUUUGUUAAGAUUUGAAUCCCACACAUUGUGGUUUAUCACAGUCCAGGGUCUUAUCUACUAAACCAUAUUAUUAAACAUGGUAUUUGAUAAGUGAAGGCUGAGUAGAUAUAUAUAAUAAUGUGCAAAACUGAGGCCUUGAUUUUUACAUUUGUAUUUAUCUGUGGCAAUAUUUGUGUGUACUUCUAUGGCUGGAAACCAGAGAGGAAGUGAUUUUUUUAAAAACUGUAUGCAUCUUCAUUGUAAUAUUUCAAGAUCUAGUAUGAUUGAAAAAUUAGGCAAUAUGGUGAAUUUUAAACAUAUCUAUCUUUAAUGUAUUAAAUGUUAAUUUUUAUCAUUAUUUUAAAGAUCUACAUGUAGAUGAUAGAAAAUUGAUUACAAAUGCAAUAUGAUGAAUGAAAUUUUAUGUUAGAUGUUUUUGUACUUGUUAUUUGUAAUGUGACCACAUGAAUGCAUUUCCAGGGGAAAUUUUAUUAUCAACCCCAUAAUCUUUGAACAUGAUUGUUUAGAUAUAUUUCCAAAUGGUGCUAUAUAUGUAAAUCAUGUUGUUUUUAGAUAUUGACCCUUUUAAUAAGGGGUUGACAGGAAGUUAUUAAUGCCUCCAUUUUGUAAUCAAGUUCUGAUUUUGUCUUUAAAAAUCUACACACUGCAUUGAACAAGGUUUGUUCAUUCAUUUAUCCUUUCCUUCUUCAUCCCAAUAAUUUAAAAUCUAUUUGACUAAAUCUUAAAAAAAAUUUAAUCAAUAUUAUUUGUUGAAAAUUUUGACACUUAAUAUAAUGGAUCAAUAAAAUCAAAAGACCAAAGGUUAAUAGAAAAAAAAAUGGCAAAAAAAUAUCUUCUUAAAAAACCCUGAUAAUUUGAAAAUCAGAGUCCAUUCAAGUUUCUGUCAGAUCAAAUAUUUUAAUCAAGUGACCUACCGGUAUUUCACCAACAUAAAAAUGUGUACAAGAUUCUCUAUAUAGUAAUAUAAGAUUAGGCCAGGGUUCCAGAACACAAAGUAUAACAAUCAAUCGCGUGCUUGAUUUUCACGAUUGAUUGUGCAUUGUAGUCAAUGCAAUCAAUCAUAGAAAAAUGAUCUUUGAUCAUUGCUAAGUUUGUGUUAUGGGCCCCUGGUGAUAUUAUUUAUAUAUCUCGCCAUAUUUCAUCAGAGGUCAAAAUCAUCAAUUCAAAGGUAUAGAUCUGGUUUUGGUUGGGUUUUGUGUUUUCUCCCACCAUUUGAAUACCGGUACUUCUCUUAGCGAAGCAAAUAGUGAGAUUUCAAAUAUGACAGCAGACAUAUGUGUAGUGAAAUUAGUUUUCCAAAAUAAAAAAAAUAAUAAUUACAGAAAAUGAACUAGACAAAUGAACCAUUUUGUGGUACAGGGUCAUUCAUAGAAAUCUGUGAAGCAUAUACGAGUUGUGGCCGUUCUUUGAGCACUGUACUGAGCGUUCCAAGUUUCAGCACAGAUAUUUGAAAUACACUGACUGUAUUCCAGAAUUUCUUUCUCCAGAACAUUUGAUAUUUGUUUUUUUAGGAUUAGAGUUCACAGUUACAUGUAUUGAUAAUACAGGUUUGUAGUUAAAGGGGAAUCCAGCCUUGGCCAUAAAAUGUUUUGUUGGGAAGGAGAAAAAUAAAUUAAACAGAUUGGUGAAAGUUUGAAAGAUAUCGGACAAGCAAUAAGAAAGUUAUAGCUGCUUUAAAAUUGAGAUCACUAAUAGUAUGUACAUUUCAAAUUGGCAACUGGGUAAGUAAAUUAUGACAAGGGGCAAGGACAACUUUCCCAUAGGCCAUGUACUUUAUUAUCAGGGAUUUGUGGUUUUCUCUUAAGUACCCAUUCCCCUGGGGCAGUAAUCUAAAUAUAACCCAGGUAGUAUAUUGUUUAAUGUCCUCAUGAAAGAAAAAUAUAAUUUGAAGUAAAACUUUUGGGAAAAAUGACAUUUAGCCAUAAUAUGUAUUGGAGUUCAUGGAAGAGUAGUCCUUGCCUUACAUCACUAUGACAUCCCAUAUGCGGCCAAUUUGAAGUCUCCAUGAGUAAAGUGAUUACCAAUAUUUACAACUUUUAAAAAUUCAUAACUUUCUUGGUGUUUGUCCAAUAUUGUUUAAACUUUCACCUAUCAACUUGUCUGAUUUUUCUUUUUCUUAUAAAAACAAGUUUUUAUUUGGGUUGGAUUCACCUUUAACAUUCAAGAAAGAAUAAUUUGAUGGGCAAAUAAUUUGUAGCAUUAAAAUGAAAAUUACAGAUUUGUGUUAAUCUUCAAUUUUACCUCAGAGAAGAAAAAAAAUUGCCCUUGAAGGAGAAAAGUAUACAUUGUGCCUUUCUUUCUUUUAUGUCUGAAAUCUGCUUUGCUACUGAAGUCUCCAUACCAAAGUUAUAUAUUGGACAUGUUUCUGAAAGUCAUGACUGAUCUAAUGUGCCUUAUUUUGUCUUGCCUGCAUACCAUGUUUUGGGUAAGAACAUUGAAAUCUUAACCAAGGUUAAGUUCAUGAAAUGUUGACAUAAUGUAGACAGUAUAUGGACCCAGUUAAUGAAAUUUGGACAAAAUGAUUAUCAGGUAUCAUUGAUUGUUGUACCUGAGUUCUAUGUCACAUGAGUAAGGUCAAAGUUCACUUAAGUUCAAUGAACUUUGUUGGGGAUAUUUUUUUAAUUAUAAAUUUUGUUGAUCAAGUUCAUGAAACUUGGACAUAGGGUAAUUAAAUAUCAUUGAUCAUUUUGCUUGAAUUUAGAAUGAUGAAUAUACACUUUUUAUUUUAUCUUCAUCCAAAUGAAUGCCUUCUAUUUUUAUUUCAGUACUUGAUACUUUUGCUUUUAGAGCAUUACAAGCCUCUGUCUCAAUUGCUACUCUGAUUUUUUAUGUGUGUAUUUGAAGUCAAAGGGGUAAAUUAAUUUAUAAUUUUGUAAGAUGCUAAAAUCCAGGGGAAUUUUUUCUUUCCAUGUUUAAUUCAAACUAAACAAAAUGGAAAGCAAAGUAACCGAGCAAAUGAAGCAGCAACUACGGGGAUAACUAUUAGUGGAUUUAUAAUACUAUUGAUACUUUCUAGAUCAAUAUUAGGAUGAUAUUCUCUCUAUUUAUGCUGCCAAAGAUUUUUAAAGACAUUAAUAAUCUAAGCUGCAAAAUUGUCAAUGUGUACGAAAAUUUAGCAAUCUAUUCUUAAAUCAAAAUAUGCAAUUUAGUUCUUCAUGAUUACCAAUAUGAUGUUUUAAAGACUUUGAAAUUACAUUUUUCAGUCAAUGUCUAUUUCCAUGAAAUUGAAAUAAAUAUAUUUCAGUAUAUGU
Messenger RNA from Lytechinus pictus (painted urchin), 5823 nucleotides. Its product is annotated as CDGSH iron-sulfur domain-containing protein 3, mitochondrial-like. NCBI's taxonomy places the organism in Eukaryota, Metazoa, Echinodermata, Echinoidea, Temnopleuroida, Toxopneustidae. The coding region runs from base 989 to 1486 and encodes 165 amino acids. The record is from RefSeq and is a predicted model, not a curated record. The transcript is spliced from 4 exons. Gene Ontology annotation, molecular function: 2 iron, 2 sulfur cluster binding. Gene Ontology annotation, cellular component: mitochondrion.